AUGCUUUCGCACAAGUUGAAUUGCAAGUUUCCACCGCAAGUCUCAACCGGGGAACCGACUUUGUUGCCCGCACAAGUCACUGUACAUGCAGCUGUUCCAACCAAAGAGCUUGAGGAUGUUAUCAAAGUCGACAAAACUACAGACUUUGUCGACGACGACGAAGAUCCAAUUAUUAUUACAGAUGAAGAAUAUGACAAGGGCUUGAUCGAGGACGUCGAAACGACAAGCUUGACUGAGGAUGAUGAAGAUGGCAUCAGAGUCGAUGAAACACUAGGCUUGAUCGAGGAUGAUGAAAAUCCGAGUAGUGACACAGAAGGCGAAGAUGGCAUCAAAGUCGAUGAAACAACUGGUAAGUUUGAGGAGGAUGAAGCUCCAACCGUUAUUAAAGUCGACGUAAGAACAGGUUCAAUCGAAGAGGAUGAAGUUCCGGGGCUCAUUGAAAAUGCUGAAGAUGUUAUCGAGGUCGAUGGAACGAUAAGUAUGCUUGAGGACGAAGAUCCUACUACAGUAGCUGCAGGCGAAGACUGGAUCGAAGCUGAUGAUACGACGGGCUUUGCGCUUGAGGAUAAAGAUGGCGUGGGGCUUGGAAUGACCAGAGAGGAUGAAGACGAGGAUAACAAUAGGGAGGAUGUUUGGAUGACCAAAGAUGAGGAGGACAUUGACAGAUAUGGCAAGCUGGUCGAGACGACGAAUACUAAUGAUGACGAGGAUAGAUAUGGCGUGAGUGGGAGCGUGGUAGACGAGACAGGAGACGGUGUUGGGCCAGGAAUGAGGUAG
Molecule: messenger RNA, 777 nt
Organism: Mollisia scopiformis
Lineage: Eukaryota; Fungi; Ascomycota; Leotiomycetes; Helotiales; Mollisiaceae
Exons: 2
Coding region: 1-777 (258 amino acids)
Source: RefSeq, a predicted model, not a curated record